AUGAACUCUGACAAGAGAAUCAUGAUGGAGGUCAGGAAGAUGGCCACAAAUCUUCCACCUGGCAUCUCAAUAACACAAAAUCCAGAGAAUACACACCAUUUCUUCGUUGUUAUCGAUGGUCCUCCAUCAACUCCAUUUGAAGGCGGCAAGUUUAAGCUUGAGCUCUUCCUCACUGAUAAAUAUCCUAUAGAGCCACCGAAAGCACAUAUGCUUACAAAAAUUUAUCAUCCAAACAUCGAUAAACUUGGUCGAAUCUGCCUAGACAUCCUAAAAACAGAAUGGACACCAGUAAUGAAUAUCGAAACAACUGUUCUUUCCAUCCAAUCAUUAAUGUGCGAGCCUUGCCUCGAAGAUCCAUUAGAAACACAAAUUUGCCAACACUACGUCACAGAUCGCAAAGGAGCUGAAGAAACAGCAAGAGAAUGGACAAAACUUUAUGCAAAGGAUGUUUAA
Molecule: messenger RNA, 453 nt
Organism: Trichomonas vaginalis G3
Lineage: Eukaryota; Parabasalia; Trichomonadida; Trichomonadidae
Product: protein modification by small protein conjugation
Exons: 1
Coding region: 1-453 (150 amino acids)
Biological process (GO): protein K63-linked ubiquitination; DNA damage tolerance
Cellular component (GO): nucleus
Molecular function (GO): ubiquitin conjugating enzyme activity
Source: RefSeq, a predicted model, not a curated record